Molecule: messenger RNA, 3719 nt
Organism: Nematolebias whitei (Rio pearlfish)
Lineage: Eukaryota; Metazoa; Chordata; Actinopteri; Cyprinodontiformes; Rivulidae
Gene: slc12a1
Product: solute carrier family 12 member 1
Exons: 26
Coding region: 166-3294 (1042 amino acids)
Biological process (GO): chloride transmembrane transport; sodium ion transmembrane transport; sodium ion homeostasis
Cellular component (GO): membrane
Molecular function (GO): sodium:potassium:chloride symporter activity
Source: RefSeq, a predicted model, not a curated record
UAGCACAAGAAUCUGAGCUCAGCAGAAACAGAUCCAUAAAUCCACAAAACGAGACGACUUUGUCCUGCUCUGUUCUAAAACUCCUGGAUGUCAGGAGGUUUCAAACCUGCUCAGGUGUUUGAUCUUUUACUUUGUUGGGCCUGAGAACCAUCUCCAGCAUCCCUGAUGGAGAGGAUCAAAUCUAAUGGAAAGGGACACGUUAACUCCUCUUACGAUCCCGCUCUGGACGAACCUCCGGUCUAUGAGGAGACUAACUUCUCCAACGAUGGGCACAGGGCCAUCCGGCCCUCGGUAAUCAGCGCGUUUGGUCACAACACCUUAGACCGAGUGCCCAACAUUGACUUUUACCGUAACGCCGGCAGCGUGAGCGGCCAGCGAGCUGUGAGACCGUCCCUGCAGGAGCUCCAUGAUGUCUUCCAGAAGAAUGGAGCGAUCGAUGUGCCCGAGACGGUGGAGGACGAUGGUGAGGGGAGCGAUGGGACCCCCUCUGACGACCUGGAGUCGGCCGUUCUCCCCGACAACGGAGCGAUAAAGUUUGGUUGGAUCAGAGGAGUUCUGGUGAGAUGCAUGCUGAACAUCUGGGGCGUCAUGUUGUUCAUCCGUCUGUCCUGGGUCUUCGGUCAGGCAGGCUGGGGUCUGGGGAUUGUGGUGAUCUGUCUGAGCUGUGUGGUCACCACCAUCACGGGCCUUUCCAUGUCAGCCAUCUGCACCAACGGUGUGGUCCGAGGAGGGGGAGCUUACUAUCUGAUCUCCCGCAGUUUGGGACCAGAGUUUGGGGGGUCCAUUGGGCUCAUUUUUGCCUUCGCCAACGCUGUGGCUGUAGCUAUGUACGUCGUGGGGUUUGCCGAGACCGUGGUGGAUUUACUGAAGGAGUACGCCACUCUGAUGGUGGAUGAAAUAAAUGACAUCAGAAUCAUCGGCUGCAUCACCGUCGUGUUGCUUUUGGGGAUUUCAGUUGCUGGAAUGGAAUGGGAGGCAAAGGCCCAGGUUGUGCUGCUCGUCAUCCUGCUGGUGGCCAUAGUCAACGUGUUCGUAGGAACAGCCAUUCCUGCGACCGAAGAUAAGAGAUCUAAAGGCUUUUUUAGUUAUCACACAGCCAACAUCUUCAGGGAAAAUUUCUCCCCAGUUUUUAGAGACGGUGAAACAUUUUUUUCAGUGUUUGCCAUCUUUUUCCCCGCGGCAACAGGAAUCCUGGCUGGAGCCAACAUCUCCGGAGACUUACGGGACCCCCAGGGUGCCAUACCUAAAGGUACUUUACUGGCCAUCCUCAUCACUGGGGUCACCUACCUCGGAGUGGCUCUAUGUGUUUCUGCUACUGUUGUCCGAGACGCCACAGGAAACUCCUCGGACCUCAUUGUUCCCGGCGUUCCCUGUAACGGUUCGGCUGUGUCCGCCUGUGAACUCGGUUAUAACUUUUCUUCCUGUGAAACACAAGCCUGUAAAUUUGGCUUGAUGAACAACUUCCAGGUGAUGACUAUGGCGUCCGGGUUUGGACCUCUCAUCAUUGCAGGAACCUUCUCAGCCACUCUCUCCUCAGCUCUAGCCUCCCUUGUUAGUGCUCCCAAAGUCUUCCAGGCCCUGUGCAAAGACAACAUUUACAAAGCUCUGCACUUCUUUGCCAAAGGACAUGGCAAGAACAACGAGCCGAUUCGUGGUUAUGUCCUGACCUUCAUCAUUUCUGUGGCCUUCAUCCUCAUCGGUAAUCUGAACACCAUAGCUCCAAUCAUCUCCAACUUCUUCCUGGCCUCUUAUGCUCUCAUCAAUUUCUCCUGUUUCCAUGCAUCCUACGCCAAGUCUCCAGGUUGGAGACCAGCUUAUAAAUACUACAACAUGUGGCUGUCUCUGAUGGGGGCUCUGCUCUGCUGCGUCGUCAUGUUCGUCAUUAACUGGUGGGCCGCUCUGCUCACAUAUGGGAUUGAGAUUCUGCUGUAUAUCUACGUCACGGUGAAGAAGCCAGACGUGAACUGGGGUUCGUCCACGCAGGCCGUGACCUUUGUGAGUGCCGUCAGCAACGCUUUGUCCCUGUCCGGUGUAGAAGAUCACGUCAAGAACUUCAGGCCACAGAUCUUGGCUCUAACAGGGUCGGCACGGACCAGACCGGCUCUCCUGGACCUGGCUCACUCCAUUACCAAGAACUACGGACUCUGUCUCACCUGUGAAGUCUUUGUUGGCCAGAGAUCAGAGACACUCCAGGAGAUGAACGCUGGGAUGGAGAAGAACCAGAUGUGGCUGAACAAAACCAAACGGAAAGUGUUUUACACUGCCGUGGCCUGCGAUGAGUUCAGGGAAGGAGCCGAGAAUAUGCUGCAGGCUUCAGGUCUGGGCCGCAUGAAGCCGAACACAUUGAUGAUCGGCUUCAAGAGGAACUGGAGGACGGCCGGAGCAGAUGAGGUCCAGAGUUACGUGGGAGUUCUGCACGAUGCUUUUGACUUUGAGUUUGGGAUGGUGAUGCUGAGGAUGAACCAGGGGCUGGACGUGUCCCAUCUCGUCCAGGCUGAAGAGGAAAUGCUGAAGGCGGCGCAGGAGCAGCAGGCUCUGGAUAAUGAGCUGAUUCCAAAUGGAGGGAAGGCCAAAGGACUCUUCAGGAAGUCCAGGAAUCCUUCUCAGCAAGUGCUCACAACCAGAGUGUCCGUGUGCGGCCCCCCACCCCCGCAGAUUGCCAGGAUGAAUGAGAAGCUGAUGGAGGCCAGUGGGCAGUUUAAGAAGAAACAGCCGAAGGGCACCAUCGAUGUGUGGUGGCUGUUCGACGACGGAGGUCUCACCCUGUUGCUGCCCUACAUCCUGACCACCAGGAAGAAGUGGAAGGACUGUAAGUUAAGGAUCUUCAUCGCAGGACAGACUGAACGCAGCGAGCUGGACAGAGACGAGAUGAAGUCUUUAUUGCAGAAGUUCAGAAUCAAGUGCAGCGACAUUAACGUCAUCGAUGACAUUCACAUCAAGCCCCGAGCAGAAAGCUUGAAGAAGCUGGAUGACAUGAUCGAGCCUUUCCGUCUCCAUGAAAGCUCUGAGGAGAGUUAUCAGGCUGAGGCCUUGCAGAAGGAGACCCCCUGGAAGAUCACCGACACGGAGCUGAGCAGCUUUGAGGAGAAGACACACCUCCAGGUUCGACUGAAUGAGCUCCUUCAGGAACACUCCAAAUCUGCCAACCUGAUCGUUGUGAGCAUGCCCAUCGCUCGUAAAGAAUCCAUCUCUGAUUUUCUCUACAUGGCCUGGCUGGACGUUCUGACCAAGGACCUUCCUCCGACUCUGCUCAUCCGAGGAAAUCACAAGAGCGUCCUGACGUUCUACUCAUGAGCAGCUUUCAGCAGAACGCAGCAAACAGCUGGAGAGGAACCACAGAAAAUAAGAACUUUGUUCAGAAAGACUAGAGGAACGCAUGUCUGAGCCCACGGGGAACAUUCAAACUGUAACAAAACAAACAAACAAACAAAAAGAAAACAGAGAACAGUUGGAGCAGUAAACAAAUGAAAAUGUGUUGAUAUAAUUAAAAAAAAAGUUAAAAGUUUCAGUUUAAAAGUUUAAUAUCUAGCUAAAACCCAUACUGUCUGAGACUCUCAUGGAGGAUUAAAGCUCAACAGGAAGUUCUGUGAUAUGUUGAUGACAACAAAUGGCUGCUGGAGGGACAGCUGAGAGGACAAACUGCUCCUGGAUGAAUGCUGCAGUGGGUUCAAUCACUCACUGACUGACUGACUCACUCACUCACUCACUCACUCACUCAC